Messenger RNA from Macrosiphum euphorbiae (potato aphid), 1035 nucleotides. The record is from the annotation of a GenBank genome assembly. Lineage: Eukaryota; Metazoa; Arthropoda; Insecta; Hemiptera; Aphididae.
AUGUAUAUGGCAAGACGGAAAAACGUUCCUAUAUAUCCAAAAUCUUUUGAUGAAGCCAUAGAUAAAAUUUGGGAAAUGCAAAACGAUGAUAUUUUUAAAUUUAAUAAUAAAAAAUUUAUCCACAUUCCGAUGAAUAAAUCGUUUAUUUGUAUCACGACUGAAGAUAAUUUGAAUUUUAUGAGUUCUUGCACAGAAUAUUUUUCAGAUGGCACAUUUCAAUUCGCACCUAAUUUUUUUAUGCAAAUGUAUACUGUCCAUUGUUUCAAAAAUGGCUUUUAUUUACCAGUUAUUUUUAUUUUUUUGAAAGAUAAAUUUAAGCAAACAUAUAUCGAAAUGUGGAAAUUUAUUAAAGAACUAUAUUUGCAACACACAUCUCAAACCCUAAAUUUAUGCAAAUUACACAUCGACUUUGAAAUAGGAGCACACGAAGCUGUGAGGGAAGUUUUUCCGAAUGUACAACUUAUUGGAUGUCGUUUCCAUUUAAGUCAAUCUUGGUGGCGUUAUAUAAAUGCAAAUAAAAAAUUGAGGACAGCAUACUCGGAUGAUAAAAGUUUAUUAGGAAAAUGGUUAAAAAUGUUUUUUGGUCUACCAUUUCUGCCUUAUCAAAUAGUCGAAGACGGUUUUGUUGAAUUAGUAGGUGAUUGUCCGGAUGAAGAUGGCCUAGAAUUUUCGGACUAUGUGUUAAAUAAUUAUAUACAACCAAAUUGUAUAUUUCCAACUAAUAUAUGGGCUGAAGAACCUUCAAUAAAUAAAAGAACAACAAAUGGUCCAGAGAGUUUCCACAGAACUUUUAACGCACAAUUCUAUAGCUCACAUCCACCAAUAUACUUUGUGCUUGAGGCAUUGAAAGAAAUGCAGGCUGAAACCAAUAUAAAAAUAUCCACUAUACAAAAAAAUAUAUCCAAAGCUAUUCCAUCUAAAGAUAUGCAAAAAAUGAACCAUGUUAUAAAACUAUACGACCAAUUUAAAAUAGAUGGUAAUAUAUUAAUUUUUUUAUCAGGGACUGGUUAUCGAUACCAAGGUUUUAAUUUAUAA